AUGACAAUCAUAGAGAAUAUUAAAAAUCGGUUUGGCUCAUUUGACUAUUUUGAUGUUAUCUACCACCCAGGUGGUGUUUACUCUAAAACGGAUAUUCGCUUGGCCAGUCGAUAUUCGCCUAUCAUGACUUACGAACAUGAAUGUUGGGGUUAUCGUUGUCUUCCGUGGAUAAUUGAUGAUAAUACAACGAUUCUAAUGCAGGCAUAUGCAUACGAAAUGGACUUAUAUCAUACGUCUUUCUCUUACAAUCGUGUAAUUGUUCAUAUACCACAGUGCGCUGAACCAUCUAUUUUUUAUCCUCCUGUAGCAUUAAAUAGUGAUAAGCGCGUUAUACGUGAUAUCGAUAUUCUUGUGGUCGGAGCUCUUCAGAGUUUUGUUUAUCCACUUCGGUCACGCCUUGCUGAAAUGGUUAAAAAAAAAUUGAUAAAAAAUAGCUAUCUGCAUGACCAUCCGGGUUAUGUUCUUGUCAAUCGUUCAGUUGAACAGACUGAAUCGCAGAUUCAUGAUUAUGCAGCACUUCUUCGUCGAGCAAAAAUAGUAGUUGUCGAUUCACUUCGCUAUGGUCAUGCAAUUAAUAAAUACAGUGAAGUAGCUCUUAGUGGUUGUCUUAUAAUUGGAGAUAUUCCGUCCGAACGCGAAGAAGAAUUCCGUCGAUAUAUCGUUCAAAUAUCAAUGAAUAUGACUGAUGAAGAAAUUCUAUCUAUUAUAGAGUAUUGGAUAAAAAAUGAACAUGAACGCGAAGAGAGAGCCUCAUUAGGACAAAAAAUUGUUCUUAAUUCGUAUACAUGGGAUCACAGUAUUGAUCUAUCAUUACAGGCUUUAAUCAAAUAUCGACAAGGUGAAUUUGGAAUCUAUCAUAACUAUCCUUAUACAAUAAAAUGUGCUCCUUUUGAUAAUACAUACAAGGAUCAACCAACUGCUACAAAAUGGUGUUCAAAAGGAUUAAGAGGUAUACCACUUCGUUCUUUAUGCGAAUGUAAUUUAACACAUAUGAACUAUAUGAAUGAUGAACCAGAUUUGGAUAAUUGGAGCGGAAUGGGAGUAGAUGUGAACUCAACAAAUCCUAGCAUAUACUUAGUGCCGACCAGUUUUAUAACUUUUUGCGAUACCUAUGAAAUCAUUAAUGCAUUUGCUAGGGGAGUACCAUCGGGUAGUUCCUGCAAUUGUCAACAUGCUGAUGGGUCAUGGCGAGGUUCAAAUAUUUGCUAUAUUUCAAACACAGCUUUAACUAUUUCUCGAUACCUUGCUUAUCUGUAUGCUCAUAAUAAUAAAAUUUACCAUUGA
Molecule: messenger RNA, 1284 nt
Organism: Rotaria sp. Silwood2
Lineage: Eukaryota; Metazoa; Rotifera; Eurotatoria; Philodinida; Philodinidae
Source: the annotation of a GenBank genome assembly